GGGCAGGUUAUCUACGAUAAUGAGGAUGCCGUGGUGAAGCUCAAAUUGUCAUACGAGCUUUUGAUUAGGUAUGCUGGAGGGGAGGAAGAUGUGGUAUUCAUUAAACAAGAUCAGAAGAACCACCUGGGGGCGACGAACGGUGAAGCCACAUAUCUCUAUGAGCACUUCAACAAAGAAAAAGACAAGGACGCGAUGUUGUACUAUGAAGUGGAAGUUGAUUCAUGCGAGCAGAUUGCAAACAUCUUCUGGGCAGACAGAGAGAUGAGAAGGAGCGCACUUGAUUUUCAUAGACGACACUCCGUCGACGUCCUCCGUGAGAUAGAACAUAUUCGUCACAGCAUAGCGGAGCUUGGUGUGGAUUUCGGUGAUAUAAGUAGCAAAGGAGGAACAGACUUUAGGUAUCUGAUAGACGAGAAUGUGGCCAGGGAGAUUAUCAAUCACAGAUCGCUCAGGCACCACAAUAUCAUCCGCUUCAAGGAGGCAAUUUCUUUGCAGGUUGUUCUGACUCCAAGCCAUUUGGCAAUUGUAAUGGAGUAUGCUGCUGGUGGGGAGCUCUUUGAGCGUAUCUGGAGCGCUGGCAGAUUCAGUGAAGAUGAGGCUAGAUACUUCUUUCAACAACUGAUCUUUGGUGUUGAUUUCUGCUACUUCAUGACGGAUAAGGCGUCUAUGCUUGAUGAAGUGAUUGAACACUUGAAGCAGGUUCAAAUGCAAGUCCAGAUAUGGUUGAUGACAGGCAAUUGAUCUAAAUGGAAGGAGUUGUUGGCAGCUCCUGCAGAGAUUCUAGCAAAACUCAUAUACUGAACAAAGAAUCCUUGUUGUGAAAGUUUAUUGAUGGGACAGAUAUAUUUAGAGAUUCGAGUUUCAAGUUAUUAGCAUUUUAUAAUGUAUAAAAAUAUUAUCUUGGAUCAUGAAUUAUGGGUUUGGCUACCCAAGAAUGAUAUUUAUAGAAAAUUUUGCAAUAAAAAGCAUGGUUCUGGAUUUAUC
Linum tenue is the source of this 984-nucleotide messenger RNA. The record is from the annotation of a GenBank genome assembly. Lineage: Eukaryota; Viridiplantae; Streptophyta; Magnoliopsida; Malpighiales; Linaceae.